ACCUGUCCUCAUCCUAUCGAGUCGAGCGAGAAGCAGAACCAUUCAGAGACCAUGUCUACAGAACUCUUUUCAUCCUCAAAAGAAGAGGGAAGGUCUCGCUCAGGACCCAGUUUUAGGUCCAAUCAGAGGAAGAUGUUACACCUGCUCCUGGAGAGAGACUCUUCCUUUACCAUCUGUCCAGGUCUCCUUAGAUCUCCAAUGGACAAACUCCUUGGCGAUUCUGCAAAUCUAAGCAUUUUGUCUGGAGGAACUCCAAAACGUUGCCUUGAUCUUACGAAUUUUAGCAGUGGGGAGAUGUCUGCCACUUACCUUACCACUUCUGCAGACCUUGAUGAAACUGGUAGGGAAAACGGAGGUCACUUGGAUUCUUCAGGGCCUCAGGAAGUACAGUUAGCUAGGAUGAAUCACCACCAGUAUGCUAUGAAAGGCAGCCCAGCACAGCUGCUUUGUAGCACUCCCAAUGCUUUGGACCAUGGCCACAAAAAGAAAGAUGCAAUGCAUAGUUUAACUGCAAAUAAAGAAAAUGAUAAAAACACUUUUAAGGCCUUGGAGUGGCAGACACCCAGGAACCUGAGGUUUCAAAAAAGAUCAGGAGGUCCUUACAUGUCUUCCCCUUCUGUGCUAGACAAUGGGAAGUUUGCAGAAAGUGAAAUGAAAUAUUUGGGCAGUCCCAUUACUACAGUUCCAACAUUGGAUAAAAUUCCAAAACUUGAAGACCAGGUAGAAGAGAUUUCAAAUGUGUUGAUGGAAUUUUCCCUAGAAGAUCAAGAAGGCACUGAGGGUUUAUGUUUAAAGAAGGAGGUCUCUUUCUGUGACACUAAUAUCACUCAGGUCCUGGAAGAAGAUUAUAACCAGAGGCCUCUGAUUGGUGAUUUUUCCAAGGUAUGUGUGCUGCCAGUCGUGUCAGGGAGACACCAGGAUCUGAAGUACAUCAACCCAGAAACAGUGGCUGCCUUACUGUCUGGAAAGUUCCAAGAUCUGAUUGAGAAGUUUUAUAUCAUUGAUUGCCGCUAUCCAUAUGAGUACCUGGGAGGACACAUCCAGGGAGCCUUAAACUUAUAUAGUCAGAAAGAACUAUAUAACUUCUUCCUGAAGAAACCCAUUGUCCCCUUGGACAUCCAGAAAAGAAUAAUCAUCGUGUUUCACUGUGAAUUCUCCUCAGAGAGGGGCCCCAGAAUGUGCCGCUCUCUGAGAGAAGAAGACAGAGCUCUGAACCACUAUCCUACCUUGUACUAUCCAGAGCUAUAUAUUCUCAAAGGCGGCUACAGAGACUUCUUUCCAGAAUAUGUGGAGCUGUGUGAACCCCAGAGCUACUGCCCUAUGCAUCACCAGGACCACCAGGCUGAGCUGCUGAGGUGUCAAAGCCAGAGGAAAGCUCAGGAAGGAAAGCGGCAACUGAAGGAACAGAUUGCUCUCCUAUUGAAGGACAUGGACCUGUGAUAGUGGAUGAAGAAGUGGCAGCAAGCCGGGUGCAGGGGCACGUGCCUGUAUUCCCAGUGGCUCAGGAGGCUGAGUCAGGAGGAUAAUGAGUUCAAAGCCAGUCUCAGCAAAAAGCA
Messenger RNA from Marmota flaviventris (yellow-bellied marmot), 1556 nucleotides. RefSeq names its product cell division cycle 25C (gene Cdc25c). Gene Ontology annotation, biological process: positive regulation of G2/M transition of mitotic cell cycle; positive regulation of G2/MI transition of meiotic cell cycle; G2/M transition of mitotic cell cycle. Lineage: Eukaryota; Metazoa; Chordata; Mammalia; Rodentia; Sciuridae. Gene Ontology annotation, molecular function: protein tyrosine phosphatase activity. The record is from RefSeq and is a predicted model, not a curated record. Gene Ontology annotation, cellular component: cytoplasm; nucleus.